Phialemonium atrogriseum is the source of this 1602-nucleotide messenger RNA. RefSeq names its product major facilitator superfamily domain-containing protein. The record is from RefSeq and is a predicted model, not a curated record. Gene Ontology annotation, cellular component: membrane. The transcript is spliced from 8 exons. Gene Ontology annotation, biological process: transmembrane transport. The coding region runs from base 1 to 1602 and encodes 533 amino acids. Lineage: Eukaryota; Fungi; Ascomycota; Sordariomycetes; Cephalothecales; Cephalothecaceae. Gene Ontology annotation, molecular function: transmembrane transporter activity.
AUGACCGACAAAGACUCGUCCCCAGAUGGCGUGGAAGGUUCGGUGGUCGCUGUGGGUAUUACCAGCAUCAACGACGGGGCCUUCCAUUAUGUCGCACGGGGAGGGGCUAUCGAUGAGCUUUCAAGCAGCGACUCGAUCGAUGGAUUCGAUUCGGAGCGGAUGAGAGACCGGACGCUCUUGACAGCUGAGGAAGAGAAGAAGCUCCUACGACGCAUCGACUGGCAUCUGAUGCCGUUAUGCUCCCUCAUAUUUAUGUUCAAGAAUCUGGAUUCCCAGAAUAUUUCCAAUGCGAGGAUCAUGAACCAGGGAUCGGACCAAAAUAUCAUGACCCAGCUCGGAAUGACGUCUGAUCAGUAUGCUCUACUGACUGCGGUUUACUAUAUCCCAUAUAUUGUGGCCGAGGCGCCUUCGAACCUGCUCUUGAAACGCUACCUACCAUCGCGAUGGCAAUCAAGAAUCAUGAUCACCUGGGGUGUGAUGCUCAUGUGUCAUGCCGCGGUCAAGAACAAGGAGGGUCUGUAUGCCACGAGAUUCCUUCUUGGACUAGCAGAAGCAGGUCAAUUUCCUGGCGUGAUCUUGCAAAUGUGUUAUUGGUACAGACCAGACGAGAUGUCACUCAGGCUUCUAUACUUCUACGCGUGCGGCAAUGUUGCUGGGAUUGUCGGUGGUCUUCUAGCCUUUGCAUUUGACCACGCGUCUGGGUCAGGCGGCCUCUCUGGAUGGCAAUGGUUAUUCCUUGUCGAGGGAAUCGUCACCGUCGUGGUUGGUGUUGCAAUCUGGUUUCUACUUCCGGACUUUCCGGAUACUGCAAAAUGGCUGACAGACCGCGAAAAGGCCUUCAUCCAGGCUCGCCUGCCCUCUAAUGCUCCCAGAACCAAGGAGCAAAACUUCAAAUGGGCCGAGAUCGUCGAGUCCUUGCAAGACAAGCGGCUCUGGCUCUUUACUGCGAUUUGGGCAAUAUACACCGUUGGGACCAGCGGGGUUACAUUCUACCAGUCUACUGUCAUUGUCAAUCUCGGGUUCACGAAUAUCGCGACGGCCCAGAUUCUCAACAUCCCAAUCACUGUCACAAGUCUGCUCGUGAUUGGCAUCACAGGCGUCAUUGCAGACAGGGGCCGCUUCCCGCGACCAGUGUAUCCGCUCACAUUUCUCAUCAUAAUCAUCGCCUGUUAUGGUGUACUGGUGGCCUAUCCAAAUACCGGAGGAGUUUACGCGGCCACCCUGAUCGGAAACGCGGUCACUGCGGCUUGGUACCCGAUGAUGUGGCCGUGGAGAGUUCAGACGACAAGUCGGGCGACGGGCUCGGCGUUCUCCAUCGGCUUUGUCAACAGCUACGGCCAGAUUGGCGGAGCAGUGGGGCCCCAGAUAUUCCGCAGCAAGUACGCGCCGCACUACACUGUCCCGUUCACGGUAGCCAUGUGUCUUGUGGCUGCCUGCAUGGUCGUCACUCUGCUGACAUGGUGGGUGACUUGGGACACGGAACGGGACACGAGGAGGUUAAAGCUGGCCAGGAAGGCUGCGGAACAACGGGGCGAGACGAUCCUCGAGGAUGUCGUUGACAACGACCUGCAGAAACGCCCGAAACGCGGUGGGAUUGCGUAG